Messenger RNA from Pogona vitticeps (central bearded dragon), 893 nucleotides. It is a transcript of the gene C5H12orf60, whose product is annotated as chromosome 5 C12orf60 homolog. The record is from RefSeq and is a predicted model, not a curated record. NCBI's taxonomy places the organism in Eukaryota, Metazoa, Chordata, Lepidosauria, Squamata, Agamidae.
GUGACAUCUCUCUCUGUUUUUGGAAAUGCUUUCAUUCUUUGGUGCAGAGAAGGAUAAGGAAAGGAUACGUAAUGCCAGCCGCAAUCUAUAUGACUGCGUCUACAUAUUUGUCUCGUCUACGAACACCAUAUUCCGAAUGCUCAACCAGUUUCUUGGCACAGAAUUGUCUAUCAACACAGUGAGAGAAAACCUUAGCAUCAAAGAGAACCUCCAGCUUCUGGUGAGUGCUCUGAGGGAGAUGCAGGAGAUUGUGGAGUCUAAGGAUAAAGAGAUCCAGCAGAAAGUCAGCCUUCCGUUGUAUUCCAAGAUUGCCACACCUACCCCCUCAGUGGAUGAAAGAAUCAAGACUUUACGCGACAUUUAUGCCCAAUAUAAGGGAGUUUUUGAAAAUAUCUGUGGUCCCAUUUCUGCAGUCUUGAUGAAACAUGGCAAUCUGCCAGAAAAACUAGAGUCUGCCAUUCGGGACUUAUCAAACUCACCAGUACUGGCUCUACGAGUUGGGGACCUUCUCAUGACCCAUGAUGAGAUUGCUAAAGCACUUCCAUACACCCCCAGCCCUGGUUCAUCCCAGACAAAGUCAACAGAAGCAAGGCCUCGCAGUCAGUCAAUAAACAACACAAAUUUUUCACUCACCAAUUUCAUGAGGGCAGCUAUUCGGGGACAGACAUCUAAGAAGGACAGCCCCAAUCCUGUUGAAUUAGCUGCAGGUUACCUGGAAGAGGUUGUGAAGACACUGAAACCAGUUUGUGAAAGUUUUCAAAAGACUGUUAAGAUAGCCGAAGAGUAUGUCUCCUUGAUCAUCGACAAGCUGUAUUGAAGAAGAAGGUCAUCGUUCAACUGUUGGAAACCAACUUCUGUUUAAACAGCAGUGAACAUGUGGAAAUAAAUGAAAG